Molecule: messenger RNA, 887 nt
Organism: Acomys russatus (golden spiny mouse)
Lineage: Eukaryota; Metazoa; Chordata; Mammalia; Rodentia; Muridae
Gene: Snrnp35
Product: small nuclear ribonucleoprotein U11/U12 subunit 35
Exons: 2
Coding region: 139-879 (246 amino acids)
Biological process (GO): mRNA splicing, via spliceosome
Cellular component (GO): U12-type spliceosomal complex; precatalytic spliceosome
Molecular function (GO): snRNA binding; mRNA binding
Source: RefSeq, a predicted model, not a curated record
GCUCGACGUCUGUAGCGAAUCUGCUGCUACCAAUAAAGAGUUCCGGUGGAAGUCGGCGGAAGGGCUCCCGAGUCGCCGGUAAACGUGUAGUGGGUACAGCCUGUGCCGGUGCGGAAGAACCCAGGAUUUGCUGAGAGCAUGAGCGACUGGCUGCCCAUCGCCAAGGAGUAUGACCCACUUAAAGCUGGCAGCAUCGAUGGCACGGAUGAAGACCCACAUGACCGCGCUGUUUGGAGGGCCAUGCUGGCCCGUUAUGUUCCCAACAAAGGUGUCACCGGUGACCCCCUCCUUACCCUGUUUGUGGCACGACUGAACUUGCAGACCAAAGAGGAGAAGUUAAAGCAAGUCUUCUCCCGAUAUGGUGACAUCCGGAGGCUGCGGCUGGUUCGGGACCUGGUGACUGGCUUCUCCAAGGGCUAUGCCUUCAUUGAGUACAAGGAGGAACGGGCCCUGCUGAAGGCCUACCGUGAUGCCGAUGGCCUGGUCAUUGACCAGCACGAGAUAUUCGUGGACUAUGAGCUGGAGAGGACCCUACGUGGCUGGAUCCCUCGGCGGCUGGGUGGUGGGUUGGGUGGGAAAAAGGAAUCUGGGCAACUGAGGUUCGGUGGCCGGGACCGGCCUUUCCGCAAACCCAUCAACUUGCCAGUUGCCAAGAAUGAGCCGCAUAGAGACGGGAAAAGAGAACGGAGGGAGCGGUCUCGAUCGAGGGACAGACACUGGGACCCCAGGCCCAGGGAACGGGACCAUGACAGGGGCCGCGAGAAGCGCUGGCAUGAGAGGGAGCCGGCCAGGGCGUGGCCUGAGAACGACUGGGAAAGAGAGAGGGAGUUCAGGGAGGAGAGGGUCAAAAGCAGGGACAAGAGGGAUAGAAGUAAGUAGAGCACACA